Molecule: messenger RNA, 1020 nt
Organism: Pedinophyceae sp. YPF-701
Lineage: Eukaryota; Viridiplantae; Chlorophyta; Pedinophyceae
Source: the annotation of a GenBank genome assembly
AUGGACCAAGCUGGCGGGUGCAGGGAGAAGGCGGCGGCGACCGGCCGCGACACCAGCAACAAGAACAAGACUGCCGCCGGCGCCGAGGCCGCCGAUGACGCUUGUGCGCGCGGGCCAGCGCGCACAUGCGUCCCGCGGACAGCCUACAAGCGCGGCACGCUGUCGGGCACAUUCCUGAACCGCGUUACUGUCGUUGGGGGGCUUUGCCCUGAGCUGGCCUUCUCCCUGAACAAAGGCUUCGAUUCUGUGUCGGUGGACGCGCUCGCAGCGGACAGCUUCGCGCUCCUGUGUCGCGCCGUCACGUACUUCGGGUCACCGGGCCCGGACGGAGCGCCACGUAGUGGCGGCAACAUUGUCAGGGCGAUGCGGCUCGACCCCUGCCUGGGACUCCUCCCGCGACACCUCCGCGAGCUGACGGAGAGGAGCCUUCCGUCUGGUGCGUGCAUAUCACGGCUAUUCCUGGAGGAGGCCCGCGUCAACUUGACGAAGGGCAUCAAGCUACAGAACGCCCCUGGCAUCACGCGGGCGUCGAGCUUCGACACCGUAGGGAGGUGGCAGGAGAGUGGCAGGGACGGGACGUGCCGGUCUGCGUCGGUCCGUGUCGAGGUCGAUGGUGCGGUGCGCACCGGGCGGCUGGCGGCAUGCGUGUCGUCGGGGGUUCCGUUGCGGGGCUGCGGCGAGAAGCUGGUUGUCAACCACGCGUUCGUCCAGCUCUACAGACCGUGCGACUGGAGGGGCACGCCGCUCCCGAAGACCGCGCUUUCAUGGCCAGGCCAGUUCAUGGCAUACGGGGCCAUUGAGGGGCCUGCGGGGUUGGAGCCGGAGAUGGUGCUGGUGCCUGCGCGGGCCGUCAAGGGUCGCGUGCAGGUCGUCCGCAGAUUCAAGAGCUUCAGAGAGGACAGCGGGGCAGUGGCGGACGAUGGAGCGUUGUAUGACGCAAGGCUGCGCGAGGUGGACGACAGCUGGCGGAACUGGACGGCGGAGCGUUUCUCUGUCGAGGAGGCCCGAUGCGAUACCUAG